Cordyceps militaris CM01 is the source of this 2670-nucleotide messenger RNA. RefSeq names its product transcriptional corepressor Cyc8. Gene Ontology annotation, biological process: regulation of gene expression. Gene Ontology annotation, molecular function: RNA polymerase II cis-regulatory region sequence-specific DNA binding; protein binding; chromatin DNA binding. The coding region runs from base 1 to 2670 and encodes 889 amino acids. The record is from RefSeq and is a predicted model, not a curated record. The transcript is spliced from 8 exons. NCBI's taxonomy places the organism in Eukaryota, Fungi, Ascomycota, Sordariomycetes, Hypocreales, Cordycipitaceae.
AUGGCAAAAAAUGAGAACGCCACACGCCCUCCGUCCCAUUAUCCUUGCCCGUUCCCUCCCAUUCUCAUGGCAAUGGCCGCCAACCAUCAUCCUUCUCCCACCAUGAUGCAGAUGCAGCACCAGCAAGCGCAGGCGCCUGGCGCCCCUCACGCCGGCCCUUCGAGCCAGUACAACGCCUCGGCCCAGAUCCAGCAGCUCAACGAGCAGGUUUGGCUGCAGAUCGGAAGCUUCUCAGAAAUUCUGCGCGUCCCUGAUGAGGCCCUUCAAGCGUACGAGCGCGCCCUCAUCGCCAACCCCCAAUCCAUCACCGCCCUCAACGCCAUCGGCAUGCUGCUCAAGGGUCGCGAGGCCUUUGACAAGGCUCUCGAGUUCUUUCGCACCAUCGUCGACAUGGACAGAAAUAACGGCGAGGCUUGGGGUAACCUUGGCCACUGCUUCCUCAUGACCGAGAACCUUCAAAAGGCCUAUGAUGCUUACCAGCAAGCCUUGGUCAACCUGCGCGAUCCCAAGGAUCCCAUGCUCUGGUAUGGAAUCGGCAUCUUGUACGACCGCUACGGCAGCUAUGACUAUGCCGAAGAAGCCUUUUCGCAAGUUAUGCAGAUCCAACCCGACUUUGAAAAGGCAAACGAGAUUUACUUUCGCCUCGGAAUCAUCUAUAAGCAGCAACAGAAAUACCCCCAAAGUCUCGAGUGCUUCAAGUAUAUUGUCAGCUCGCCGCCUGGACCUUUGACACAGGAGGAUAUCUGGUUCCAAAUUGGACAUGUGCACGAGCAACAAAAGGACUUUGAUAACGCCAAGGCCGCAUACCAACGUGUUCUAGAUCACUCACCCACCCACGCCAAGGUCCUCCAACAGCUCGGCUGGCUCCACCACCAGCAGAGCAACUCGUAUGAGUACCAAGACCGCGCCAUCCAGUAUCUCGAGAAAUCUGUGAAUGCCGGUAGGUCAUUUAGACGGCCAGUCACGGAUGACCUAAGCCUAACGGAAGCAGACAACACGGACGCACAGAGCUGGUAUCUGCUUGGGAGAUGCUACAUGUCGCAGCAAAAGUACCCAAAGGCGUAUGAGGCUUAUCAGCAGGCUGUGUACCGUGAUGGAAAGAACCCCACUUUCUGGUGCUCUAUUGGUGUGUUGUAUUAUCAGAUCAACCAGUACAGAGACGCGCUAGAUGCCUAUUCUCGCGCCAUCCGGCUCAACCCCUACAUUUCUGAAGUUUGGUACGAUCUCGGCACUUUGUACGAGUCGUGUAAUAACCAAAUCUCUGAUGCUCUCGAUGCGUACCAACGGGCCGCUGAGCUCGAUCCUGGCAACCCGCACAUCAAGAACCGUCUUCAGCUGCUUCGCUCCGGCAACGGUGGUGCUCCUCCCGCCGCUCCUCAGCCUGCUGACGUCCACCCUCAAGCUUAUCAGGCUACCGGUCCUCAGGGGCCUACUGGUCCUCAGUGGGCAGGCUCUUCUUCUCAACCUCCUGCUGGCGGUCCUCCUCCCGCCGCUCAAGGUGCCGGCGAGAACUGGGCUCGCAACCUAUCCAACGUGAACCCGCCUCCUCAGCCACCUAACCCGUAUGAGAGUCGUGGUGAGCCUUUCCGUGGCGGCCCUGCUCCUCCCCUCCAGCGUCCUCCCAGCCCGCAGCACGAUCUUCGCCAGCCGCAACCUGACCAUCGCCAACCGCCGCAAGCUCAGCAACAAAACCCAUACGCUGAGCGACCUGGCCCGUCGCGCCGAGCGUCACCUCCGCCCGUCCACGCAUAUCCUCCUACAUCUCAGGGCCGUGUUGCCAACCCUAACUUUAGCGGCUCUGUGCCCUCUUUGUCGGCGGUACCCGCCGUGACUGCUAACGGCCCACCGCCGCCACCUCCCAACGGUACUGGUCCAUUCCGGCCCACGAACAGCCCCCGGCCCGACGUCCGCGAGGGCCAUGGUCCCUCACCCAAACCUGUCUACCCUGGCCAGGCGCCGCCGCCGCUGCCUCAGUACGCAGGCCAAGGCGAGCCACUCCCACCCCCCGGUGAAAACGGGCAACCUGGUCCCAUCCCCGCGCCGGCAGCUCCCGAAGUGGCAGCUCAGCGUCAAGAGGACCGUCCACCUUCAGUCGGGCCGAAGCGCAUGCGCGAGUGGGAGGAUGAUUCUUCUGUCAAGAAGCAGGCCAACGAGGAGAACCGCGCGCGUCUUGAAGAUUCUAAGCACCGCCGGCCGUCUAUGUCUCCCAAGGAGGGGUUUCGCCGGCCUUCGCCUCGUGGAGAAGAGCGCCGUGAAGAGCCUCGUAGAGCGGAAGAGUCCGGACCCAAGAGCGACUAUCACCCCUCCGAGGCUGCUCACCACCACCCGCAGCACAACGUGGCGGUAACCCAGCUGCCUCCCAUGCAAGCAUCUGUUCCUGCCGAAACUGCGCCUGAAAAGGCCAAGGCAACGGUCAUCCCAAAGGAGGAACCCACGGAGACGAGUAGUGCUCCUCGCGCGCCCGCAUCGUCUGAACCUGAGCGCGCCGCUAGGAAGAUGGAUGUCGACGAAGAUUAUGACGAUGCGCCCGAGGAUGACAAGAAGGGAGCGGCGACGAAUGGUUCCAAGGCUGGCUCUACGACGGACGAUGCUAAACCCAGCUCACCAGCCAGCGCGGGAGCCAAUGGUACGACAGCAGCCCCUGCUGCUGUCGCGGCCAAGUCAGACUAA